Corylus avellana is the source of this 813-nucleotide messenger RNA. The record is from RefSeq and is a predicted model, not a curated record. NCBI's taxonomy places the organism in Eukaryota, Viridiplantae, Streptophyta, Magnoliopsida, Fagales, Betulaceae.
AUGGAAACUCAAUCGCUGGAUUCUCUCGAACCAAGUUUGGAGAUGGUUUGCGGAUACGACCCGCUCUGCCCUCUAGGCGAAGACGCUUACUUCGUUUCAGAGGAGAAGCAGGCCAUUGGCGUGGCCGAUGGCGUCGGCGGUUGGGCUGCGGAUGGUGUGGACGCCGGCGAGUACGCGCGAGAACUCAUGGUUAACGCUUCUGUGGCAGUCCAUCAGCAGCCCGAUGGAGUUGCGGAUCUAAAAAGUGUUUUAAACGAAGCUUUCUUGAAUACCAAGGCCAGAGGCUCAUCCACAGCCUGCAUUGUAAUGCUGAGCAACGACAAUAUCUUGCAUUCUAUCAAUGUGGGUGACAGUGGGUUUAUGAUUUUCAGGGCCAAUAGGCUUGCAUAUCAAUCGCCCGUACAACAACAUUACUUCAAUUGUCCGUAUCAGUUGGGAAACAGCAAGGGAUAUGAUCGGCCAUGUUCUGCUACAGAGACAAGAGAACUGGUUUUCCCAGGAGACAUCAUAGUUGUUGGCACCGAUGGGCUUUUAGACAAUGUGUUUCCGGCAGAGAUCGAGGAUGUUUUAGAUCGGGAAACUUUAGAAGGUGUGAACCCAAUGGAGUUGGCUGUGAUUAUUACGAACUUGGCGAGGAAUAACUCGCUGGACAUGGAAAGAGAAAGCCCAUUCGCAAAAGCGUUUCGAGCUCAGUCGUCAGGGAAUGGGUACUCGAACUACACAGGGGGAAAGCCAGAUGACAUUACGGUUGUCGUUGCGUACAUUGUACGACAAAAUAAAAAUAGAUUAAACUCAGAAGUUGAGGAAUAUUGA